UUUAUAGUACUGCAUUGAUGGCCUAUAAAUACAUAUCAACAAUUAUUGUGUUGGUGGACCACGGUGAAAAGUGUUUGGGAACGAGUAUAUAAUUAAUUUUCAUUAGUGAAAGCGAUAUUGUCGACAUCGUGAUUUAACCUUUAAAUUGCGAGUCCUUCUUUUGACUGUGCUAAUCAGUUAUAUAUUUUAUUUGCAAUAACUGUGUGCGCGCGCGAGAUACAUAAUAAUGGAAGAGGUUAUAAAAUUGGAACACUUGUCGCUGGUUUCGAAAAUCUGCACCGAGUUAGAAAAUCACUUGGGAUUAAAUGACAAGGAUUUAGCCGAGUUUAUUAUACAUUUGGCUGAGAAGAACAACACGUUCCCGGCGUUCAAAAAGGUGUUAAUCGAAAAUGGGGCAGAGUUUUCAGAUUCCUUUAUGGCGAAUCUCCUCAGAAUAAUACAGCACAUGAAACCUGCCAACGUAUCUCCGGAGAAGACAUCGAAGCUCGCGAGUAAACAAGACGAACUGGCGUUAAAAUUUCCUGCACUGGCCUUGCCAAAUGAGGACGUGCAGCAUUCUAGUACAAACCAUGCUAAAGACGAGGAUAUCGUUAACGACGUUAUGGCGUCUCUGGAAGCAUUCGCACCGUCCAACAAGAAACAGUCCACAGACAACGAGAAGAGCAAGAAUGGGAGCGACAGCGGCGAAAAGAAGAGUAAGCGAGAGAAAAGAAGCAAAAGUAGAUCACGAGACAGAAGGAGGCACAGAUCCAGAUCGUCGAACCGGAAAGACAGACGACGUAGAUCCAGGUCUCGGUCUCGUCACAGGUCGCGUGACAGAACACGCAGGAGACGCUCCGGGUCGCGAGAACGUAGGAGAUCAUCGUCUCGUGAUCGCAGAGAUUCAAGGUACUCGAGGAAGCGCGAUAAAUCUCGCGAUAGGUCUAGAUCCGUCGAGGAAUCGCUCUCCUUAGAACCAGAAGUGGGCAAGAUCUAUGCGGGUAAAGUCGCGAACAUCGUGCCGUUCGGCUGCUUCGUUCAGCUGGAGGGCCUGAGACGCAGGUGGGAGGGGCUAGUUCACAUCUCCCAACUGAGGCGGGAAGGUCGAGUGGCAAAUGCGAGCGACGUGGUUUCCAGAGGUCAAAAGGUUCUAGUCAAGGUGCUCAGUGUCGGUGGGCAGAAAGUGUCUCUGAGUAUGAAGGACGUCGAUCAGGAGUCGGGUAGGGAUCUGAAUCCUGUAUUGCCAAUUGUUAAAGCGGAAGAGGACGAGAAGCACCUGCGUAAUCCGGACAGACCUACGUCCUUGUUGGAGCUUCAGGGCAAUUACGACGAGGACGAGACGUACUCGAGGAAACGCGUGCAGCGCUUAUCAUCGCCGGAGAAGUGGGAGAUCAAGCAGAUGCUGGCCGCGUCGUGCAUCGACAGGAGCGAGUUACCGGAAUUCGACACGGAGACCGGGAUUUUACCGCGGGAGGACGAUGAGGAGGAGGACGUGGAGAUUGAGCUUGUCGAGGAGGAGCCGCCGUUUCUGCACGGUCACGGCAGAGCACUGGGCGACCUCAGCCCCGUGCGGAUAGUUAAGAAUCCGGACGGCUCGCUGGCACAAGCGGCAAUGAUGCAGAGUGCCUUGGCGAAGGAACGACGGGAACAGAAGAUGCUGCAGCGCGAGCAGGAGAUGGAUUCCGUGCCUACUGGCUUAAACAAGAACUGGAUAGACCCAUUGCCAGAGGCGGAGAGUCGUACCCUGGCAGCGAACAUGCGCGGCAUCGGGCUGCAGACGCAGGAUCUGCCCGAAUGGAAGAAGCACGUGAUAGGCGGCAAGAAAUCGUCGUUCGGAAAGAAGACCAAUCUGACGCUGUUGGAACAGCGUCAAAGCCUGCCCAUCUACAAGCUGCGCGAUGAUCUAGUAAAAGCGGUGACGGAUAAUCAGAUUCUGAUCGUCAUCGGGGAGACCGGCUCGGGCAAAACGACGCAGAUCACGCAGUAUCUGGCGGAGGCCGGUUUCACCACACGUGGCAAGAUCGGUUGCACGCAGCCUCGACGAGUGGCCGCUAUGAGCGUGGCGAAACGCGUUGCGGAAGAGUUCGGUUGUUGCUUGGGCCAGGAAGUGGGAUACACCAUCCGUUUCGAGGACUGCACCGGGCCAGAGACCAGCAUCAAGUACAUGACAGACGGUAUGCUGUUGCGCGAGUGCCUGAUGGACCUCGACUUGAAAACAUACUCGGUGAUCAUGCUGGACGAGGCACACGAGCGCACUAUCCACACGGAUGUACUGUUCGGCCUGUUAAAGCAGGCCGUUGGCCGCAGGCCUGAUCUCAAGCUGAUCGUCACCAGCGCUACCCUGGACGCGGUCAAGUUCUCGCAGUACUUCUUCGAAGCACCAAUUUUCACCAUACCCGGGCGCACGUUUGAAGUAGAGGUGAUGUAUACGAAGGAACCUGAAACGGACUACCUGGAUGCCGCUCUGAUCACCGUCAUGCAGAUCCAUUUGCGCGAGCCACCAGGCGACAUCCUGCUCUUCCUCACUGGCCAGGAAGAGAUCGACACUGCCUGUGAGAUCCUCUACGAACGCAUGAAAUCGUUGGGUCCAGAUGUCCCGGAACUGAUCAUUCUACCAGUUUAUUCGGCUUUGCCUUCGGAGAUGCAGACCAGGAUAUUUGAGCCAGCUCCACCCGGUUCGCGCAAGGUUGUCAUCGCCACGAAUAUCGCCGAGACCAGCCUGACGAUCGACGGUAUCUACUACGUCGUCGAUCCAGGUUUCGUCAAGCAGAAGGUCUACAACUCUAAAACCGGCAUGGACAGUCUCAUAGUCACACCGAUCAGUCAAGCAGCAGCGAAGCAGCGCGCCGGCAGAGCUGGAAGAACCGGACCCGGAAAAUGUUACAGACUCUACACCGAGCGAGCCUACAGGGACGAGAUGCUGCCCACGCCGGUUCCAGAGAUUCAACGAACAAACCUGGCCACUACCGUGCUGCAACUGAAGACGAUGGGCAUCAACGAUCUCCUACAUUUCGAUUUCAUGGACGCGCCGCCGGUGGAAUCACUGAUUAUGGCACUCGAGUCACUGCACAGUCUGAGCGCGCUUGACAACGAGGGCCUGCUUACACGACUGGGUCGGCGAAUGGCAGAGUUCCCGCUCGAGCCAAACCUGUCGAAGAUGCUGAUCAUGAGCGUGCACCUUCAAUGUUCCGACGAGAUUUUAACAAUUGUCAGUAUGCUGUCCGUGCAAAAUGUUUUCUAUCGACCGAAGGACAAACAGGCAUUGGCCGAUCAGAAAAAAGCCAAAUUUAAUCAGGCCGAGGGCGACCACCUGACUCUGUUAGCAGUGUAUAAUUCUUGGAAGAAUAACAAGUUGAGUAACGCCUGGUGUUACGAGAACUUCGUGCAGAUCAGGACACUGAAACGCGCACAGGAUGUACGCAAGCAACUGCUAGGUAUAAUGGACAGGCACAAAUUGGACGUAGUCUCAGCCGGCAAGAAUACAGUACGCAUACAGAAAGCAGUGUGCUCGGGAUUCUUCAGAAACGCUGCGAAGAAGGAUCCUCAGGAGGGAUACAGGACAUUAGUCGACAGCCAAGUGGUGUACAUUCAUCCUAGUAGUGCGUUAUUUAAUCGCCAGCCGGAGUGGGUAAUUUAUCACGAACUAGUGCAGACUACCAAGGAAUAUAUGAGAGAGGUGACAACCAUCGAUCCAAAGUGGCUGGUCGAGUUCGCGCCCGCGUUUUUCAAGUUCAGUGAUCCGACGAAGCUCAGCAAGUUCAAGAAGAAUCAGCGAUUAGAGCCGCUCUACAAUAAGUACGAGGAGCCGAAUGCGUGGAGAAUAUCUCGGGUUCGCAGACGACGCAAUUAAAAUGUACGCUUACAACUCGUAGAAAUAAAAUUUUGUAGUCAUAUUACAUGUGUGAGUACAUAAGAUUUUUAUUUUAAAUAAAUUUCUUAGAAAUUUUUAGAGAAAAAAUAUUCUAGCUCAAAACGAUAUUUUCAUUAUUUCUGUUUAACAAAUUAUGGCGAUAAAACUUAACAAUAAAAGAUACUUUUAUUCUGCAUUGUAAA
Molecule: messenger RNA, 4032 nt
Organism: Ooceraea biroi (clonal raider ant)
Lineage: Eukaryota; Metazoa; Arthropoda; Insecta; Hymenoptera; Formicidae
Gene: pea
Product: ATP-dependent RNA helicase pea
Biological process (GO): spliceosomal complex disassembly; mRNA splicing, via spliceosome
Cellular component (GO): catalytic step 2 spliceosome; intracellular anatomical structure
Molecular function (GO): RNA helicase activity; RNA binding; ATP binding
Source: RefSeq, a predicted model, not a curated record